CCUUUCGAAAGGCGCUACCCGCGGUGCAACUGGACAUUACGAACAUCGAGCAAUGGGCGGCCAACGUCGUUGAGACGAUGGAAGGAGCCACCAAAGAGCUGGAGACGGACGAACGGAUAGACAAGAUGGACAGUCGGCUGGCCCACCUGAUAGAAGCCAAGCAGUCCAUAAAGGCGAGGUGGCAGAAGCGACGAACCAACCGAAGUCUAAGGAAGAAGAUCGCCGAGCUGAACAGGCAGAUCGAGGUCCACUGCAGGGUGCUAUGCACCCAACAGUGGAACGAGGCCUGCAACGAAGCCGACGGACAGAUGCACAAGGGCAAGACGUGGAACAUGCUGUGGCACCUCCUCGACGAAAGCACGACGAAGGGCCACCAACACAACAACCUAGCCAGAAUCCUACACAAGGCAAUCUGUGAACACGGGGAGGACGAGGUCAAGGGGCGCUUGAACGCCAAGUACCUACCGACCACCCCCACAGAAAGACACCCGGAUUACCAAGGCAACGAGAACGAGACGCUAGAUCGAGACAUCCAGACAUGGGAAGUCAGAGUUGCCCUGCAGGAUCUCAAUGGCAGGUCCGCCGCGGGUCCCGAUCGAGUUACCAACAGAGCGCUCAAGAACCUCAACGAAGCGGCCAUCGAAACGCUCACGAACUUCUACAACAAGUGCUGGCAAGAAGGAAGGCUGCCCAAGCAAUGGAAAGCAGCCAAGACGAUCCUCAUCCCCAAGCCUGGCAAGCCGCCCAACAUAGAGAACCUCAGGCCGAUCUCGCUCACUUCUUGCGUGGGAAAGGUCCUCGAGCACGUUCUCAUGAACAGGUGGCAGCGUUACCUGGAAGAAUCGGAGCUUUACCCAAAUUCCAUCAUCGGGUUUCGGAAGAAGCUCGGGACGCAAGACGCCAUGAUCUUACUGAAGAACGAGAUCAUCGACGAUACGACGGGCACCAAGGACAACAGAGCCAUACUCGGGCUGGACUUGCAGAGCGCCUUCGAUAAAGUGAGGCACUCGGCUAUCCUGGCCCAAGUAUCCAGACUAAACAUGGGCAGAAGGACAUACCAGUACAUCAAAGACUUCCUGACGGAACGGACCACCGAAAUCUGCGCGGGAGACCUGCAGCUCGAAGAGAAGAAGCUGGGGAGCGUCGGAACGCCACAGGGCUCGGUGAUCUCCCCGCUUCUCUUCAACCUCGUGAUGAUCGGGGUGGCCAACCGGCUAGAAAGAGUAGCGGGAGUCCGACACACCAUCUACGCCGACGACGUUACGCUAUGGGUACCGGGAGGAAGCGACGGACACAUCGAGACAACGCUGCAAGAAGCGGUCAACGCCAUCGAGGAGCAGCUGGGCGGGUCUGGACUCGUUUGCUCUCCGGCCAAGUCAGAACUGCUGGUGAUUCCACCGGCAGGAGCGGGCAGGAAAAGAAAGAAUAUGGAAGUCGAGUACGAGCGGCCCAAGAUCACGGUCAAGACAGCGUUAGGACAAGUAAUACCGGAGGUCGAGAAGAUUCGAGUGCUCGGGCUGCUCAUCCAGCGAAACAGAGUCAACGGUGAAACGGUCAACAAGCUCUCGGCCAAAGCGGCCGCGGCAAUGAGACUCAUCAAGAGAGUGUCCAACAGAAGAGCGGGGAUGAAGGAGGAGAGCCUGACUAGGCUCGUUCAAUCCUUCGCAGUUAGCCACAUAACGUACGUGGCCGCUUUCCACAACUGGAGGCCGAGCGAACGUAACAAGAUAGACGCCACCAUACGCAAGGCGUAUAAGGCGGCACUCGGCCUCCUCGGGAGCACGAGCACCGAAAAAUUCAUGGCGCUGGGAGUCCACAACACGCUGGACGAAAUAGCCGAAGCACAGAGAACGGCGCAACUCGAGCGUCUCUCUGAAACGAGAACCGGAAGAAAGAUACUGCGGGACCUUGGCCUCGAGCCGAGGGAAGGCGAGCAGCAGAAAGACGUACCUAUACCGGAUAGCAUCAACAGACAGCUCAGGGUCUGCCCGAUCCUGAGGAACGUGAACCCCGAGCAUAACAAGGAGCGUAGGUUGGCGAGGGCCAGGGCUCUCGUGGACCUCCACGCCAGAGAAGAAGGCGCCAUCUACGUGGACGCGGCGGAGUACCCCGGGAGCAGCGACGCAUACGCGGUGGUGGCUGUCGGGGCAUCGACGGGUGCAACGAAGACCGCGGCGAGUGUCCGGACUCGACAGGCGCACCGGGCGGAGGAGGUGGCCAUCGCCUUGGCCGUCUCCGACCCCGGAUGCACUACAGUGUUGUGUGACUCUAGAACGGCAGUGAAGAACUACGCCAAGGGUAUGGUAUGUAGUGAGGCUGCGCGCAUACUGCGCAAGGCCGAAGACAUCGGACGCACAAGCGCUGUGGUGAUCAAGUGGUUUCCGGCCCACAUGGGCAGUGACAUGUCGGAACGCGGGAACGGGAACCACAACGAGACGGCCAACUCGGCCGCGCGAGGACUAACCAACCGCGCAGCUGCAAGCACGGCCGACUCGGAGUGUUGGUCGCGGUGCAGUGCCAAGGACAAGAUGACCACCUUCAACGAGAUCGUGAAGUGGUACAGACUUAACAGACAGACUAUGCCGCCACCUCACCCGGGGCUUACCCGGAAGGAGGCAGUGUUAUACCGGCAAUUACAGACGGGGUCCCUGCUCACCCCGGUGCUAGCUAAACACGUGUGUCCGAGCGUGUACGCGAGUGACAUGUGUAGACUGUGCGCUAAGGAGAGAGCCACCGCGGCUCACAUCCUUUGGGACUGUCGUAUAAAUCCACAAGAAGCCAGCGAGAAAACGACGAUCCCGCCGCAGCUAGAGGCUGCAACGAAGAUAUAUGACCAAGAUACACAACUCAAGGCCGUCCAGCAGGUCUCGGCAGCUCUAGAGAGGCAGCGACCUCGCGAAACCGAGGAGAAAGGGGGCAGCACCCCGAGGAAGGGGGCGGCGGCCCUCUCGGAUCCGCGGAAGUAGCGAGGAACCAAGCCCUCGAAGAGCACAAUGCACGAGAUUGACGUAGUGGCCGCGUCGCGGUAAAAGCUUGUCCUCCCUGCGUGGAGGGAGCCUAACCGACUCUGCAGGCAUUUUCACUAAAGUUGUUCUCUCUCUC
This is a messenger RNA of Dermacentor andersoni, 3102 nucleotides long. The record is from RefSeq and is a predicted model, not a curated record. NCBI's taxonomy places the organism in Eukaryota, Metazoa, Arthropoda, Arachnida, Ixodida, Ixodidae.